Messenger RNA from Salmo salar (Atlantic salmon), 2114 nucleotides. It is a transcript of the gene cnpy3, whose product is annotated as canopy FGF signaling regulator 3. The record is from RefSeq and is a predicted model, not a curated record. NCBI's taxonomy places the organism in Eukaryota, Metazoa, Chordata, Actinopteri, Salmoniformes, Salmonidae.
GCUGUGGUAUGUAGCGCUGCACAAGGCGGAAGUGAAGCAUGUAAAUCAGUAGCGUGUUGAGGGCGACAUGUAAAGAAGCGAAUCUAAAGGUCUGACAUACUGUCGACAUUUUGUUGUUUUAUUCGUUGCUAGACAACAACAUUUAGUCAGAAUGGUUUGGUUUACUUGCGUGACGAUGUUUUUGUUGAGCGUGUUGGUCGAAGGAGCGGAGAAGAAAGAGGGAGAUGAUGAAUGGGUGAAUCUCCCCAACAAAUGUGAAGUGUGUAAGUUUGUGAGUAUCGAGAUGAAGUCUGCCUUUGACGAGACGGGGAAAACCAAGGAAGUCAUUGAGAGGAACUACCGUUUCCUUGACGACAACAAGGGAGCUCCGCCAAUCAAAUAUGUCAAGUCAGACAUCCGUUUCAUUGAGGUUGUGGAGAAUGUGUGUCAGAGGCUCUCUGGCUACAACCUGCACAAGGAGAGGGAGGGCAGCAACCGCUUUGCCAAGGGUAUGUCUGAGACCUUCUCUACCCUCCAUGGGCUGGUCCAUAAGGGGGUAAAGGUCGUGAUGGACAUCCCCUAUGAGCUCUGGAACGAAACCUCCGCAGAGGUCGCCGAUCUCAAGAAGCAGUGUGAUGUAAUGAUAGAGCAGUAUGAGGAGGUUAUAGAGGACUGGUACAAAGGCAGUCAGGAGGAAGACCUCACCACCUACCUCUGUGAGAACCACGUUCUGAAGGGACAGGACACCGCCUGCCUGAAAGAGGAGUACUCAAAGAAGGGAGACGUGGCAGCCAUCGCCGAGGAGAAGAAGAAGAAAAAAAAAGAAGGGAGUAGGAAAAAAGAAGAGCAAAGACGCGGGAGGAAGUGACGGAGGCAGCCAGGAAGGAGAGGCAGCCAGGAAGACCGUGAAUAAAAAGGGAAAGGCGGUGUCACCGGAGAAGGAGAGAGAGGGGGUCUCGUCUGACGAAGACAUCCAGCUAAAGGUGGCUCUGCCUGGGAAGAACACGGAGCUGUGAGACCCUGGAUGGAUGUAGGGACGGAACCUUGUCUUGCGUCCCAAACGGCACUCUAUUCCCUAUCUUUGGCCCCUAUGAGCCCUGGUCUAAAGUAGUGCACUAAAUGGGGAAUAGGGUGCCGUUUGGGACGCUGGGCGACUGAGGGGUUGGAACGGCGGCAUACCGGACCCGUCUUCCCACUUCCUCUCCAUUUUUAGCUUGAGGUGAUUUUGAAUUUGCCUCUUCCUCCUUCUCCUCUUCCUCCCAUCUUUGAUUUUCCAUCAUCAUCAUCAUCAUUCCAUAUUUUCUCCUGUUAGCUGUUCUAAACCUUUGGUGGUCAGUCUUAUUAGUCUGGAUGGAACUGUCAGUAUUGAAGUAUCGACCAGGCUACUGUAUAUCGUCCUUCUGGAUGGAACUGUCAGUAUUGACAAUAGUUCUGAACCUGUGGUCCUUCUGGAUGGUUGUUGAACUAUCAGUAUUGAAGUAUCGACCAGGCUACAGUGUGUAUUUAUAUAUGUAUGUGUAUAUAUGUGUGUGUGUGUAUGUAUGUAUGUAUGUAUAUAUAUAUAUAUAUAUAUAUAUAUAAUGUAUGGUUGUGUGUUCAUGUUUAACAUUCUUGUUGCUUUUGUUACAUGUGUGUUCAUUGGAUUUUUCUAUACAAAUAAAAAUAUGCUUUUUCAAUGGCGCCAUCUCCCUGCUCUCAACUGAAAGGAGUUUUUUUUUUUUUUUACGUUUUAUUUAUAAUUUUAACAUAGAACCAACCGGUCAUGAAGCGAAUCAAUAUAUUGGUACGAUAUGUAUCAACCAGAAUGUUUAGACUUUUUAUCAAAUGUGAAAUGUUUUAAAAGAUAUUUAAAUUGAAUGUAGUUAUUUAUGAGUUAUUUGAGCCUCUUUUUUUGUUUGAGUUAUUGUCGUUGUAGACGACUAGAUUUCAGUUUCUGGACUUUCUGUUGUUUUGAAGAGUUGUGUUGUCUCAGGUGUACGAAGCUGCUAUUGAUAGAGAGAGAGAGAGAGAGAGCCUGUGUGUUUUUUAAGACUGGUCGUGUGUGUGUGUGUGUGUGCAACUGGGCCUAAGUAACUGAAGUGUUACCAGUCAAAACGUCAAGGUGUUUCAAUAAAACUACUGAUGUUGAAAACCUU